AUGACCGAGUUAGUUGAGACUUCAAAAUCCAUGACACCCUCAGAUACCAAUCAACCAGAGACGCUCGACAUUAUGGAGCUUACAUCUCGCUUGGGAGUGUCCAGAAAUGUAUCAAACCCUCUGCUUCUUUUAAUUUUCAUGGCAGGAGCAGCAUACAUAGCCCCGCUUGACAGGGCAUCAAUGUCACCAUGGCUUCUUGAUGUGGCUGAAGAGUAUAUCUUCCGAAAAGUGUCAAAUUUACCCGCGACACCCCCGCCCAAGGACUCUGCUGCUAUUCUCCCGACCGUGCAGUUGAUACAGACUGCUCUUAUCAUAGAAAUGCUGCAAUUUGGUCGAGAUGAUAUGCUGAAGAGGAGACGCAUUCGGAUUGCCCGUAACCGUGCCUCGUAUCUACCAUCAGGUCAUUGGUUAAAGCGGCGAACGCCCCCAAAGACAUGUGAUGAACAAACAUGGCGAAUACUAGUAGCAGAGGAAAUGUGUAUACGUUCAUUCAAUCGUACCUUCGCUGAAGAUUCGCAGAAUUGCAUGUUGGGUUUUUCUCGCAGACGGUUUUCUCACCGUCUGCUUCAAAAAUCACCCGUCCUUAUCGAUAUUUGGAAUGAACUGCGACUUCCUUGGAACGCUGAGCUUUGGGAAGCCGGGAGUGCAUCUGCGUUCAGCAGAAUUGUUAAGACAAAUCCGACUGAGAACCCACUUCCGCCCCUCAAAGAAGUUGUUACUCAACUACUUGACACGCCUACCAGCGAAAAUUCAAUACCAUGGAGUCUCUCACUUUCAUCUGAGCAUCUCUUGAUCUUUAUAUACGCUAUCAACUCCCUUCCAUUCCAAGCGAGGGUUGGCCUCCUCAAAUACCUUCCGCUCGACGCCAUCAGCCGGGCUGCUGGCAACUGGAAACGAAUCUGGGACACCUUGAUUGGUGCGGAGCAAGAGAAAAUCCUUCAUCUUGGGUAUCCGAACCAUGCCGAGGAAUUGCGGUGGCUGUUGAAAGCAACAUUAGAGGUUUCUGAUAACCAGAAACAGGAUUCGCGUAUCUCGAGAGUAAUGCUACUGACGAACUAG
Molecule: messenger RNA, 1059 nt
Organism: Penicillium hordei
Lineage: Eukaryota; Fungi; Ascomycota; Eurotiomycetes; Eurotiales; Aspergillaceae
Exons: 5
Coding region: 1-1059 (352 amino acids)
Source: RefSeq, a predicted model, not a curated record